This is a messenger RNA of Arabis nemorensis, 405 nucleotides long. The record is from the annotation of a GenBank genome assembly. NCBI's taxonomy places the organism in Eukaryota, Viridiplantae, Streptophyta, Magnoliopsida, Brassicales, Brassicaceae.
AUGGAACUUGAUAUUCUUACAUAUAAUAUCGUCAUUCACAGGUUGUGUAAGGCUGGGAAGGUUGAAGAUGGGUGGGAUUUAUUUUGUAGGCUCAGCCUUAAAGGAGUGAAGCCUGAUGUUGUAACAUACAAUACAAUGAUCUCUGGGUUUGGUAGGAAAGGUUUGACAAAGGAAGCAGAUGCCUUGUUCAGGAAAAUGAAAGAAGAUGGGCCUCUCCCAAAUAGUGGUACAUACAAUACGAUGAUAAGGGCAUGCCUUAGAGAUGUUGUCCAAACCGCAUCAGCAAAACUCAUCAAAGAAAUGAGGAGUUGCGGUUUCUGUGGAGAUGCUUCGACAAUAAAAAUGGUCUUUAAUAUGCUUCAGGACGGGAGAUUGGACAAAAGCUUUCUCGAUUCGCUUUCUUAA